Molecule: messenger RNA, 1515 nt
Organism: Parascedosporium putredinis
Lineage: Eukaryota; Fungi; Ascomycota; Sordariomycetes; Microascales; Microascaceae
Source: the annotation of a GenBank genome assembly
AUGCAGCCCGAUCCUCCUUUCAGCCCGAUCAGCCGGUCUUCGACGGCUUGCGAAUCGGACGAUGCCAGAGAGCCCAAGAAGCUGAUUCUCUGUUUCGAUGGCACGGGAAACAAGUUUACCGGCUCGAAUGCCGAUACAAAUGUGGUCAAACUGCUGAGCAAGCUCGAUCGUAAUGACCCGAACCAGUACCAUUAUUACCAGACUGGUAUUGGCACGUACGAUAUCCACGAAAAGACGGUGCACAAGAGUUGGUACGGAGAGAUGUGCAGCUCCAUCUCCCAGACCAUCGACCAGGGCGUCGGCACGACAUUCGACGCUCACGUCAUGGCCGGGUACCGAUUCCUCAUGCGAUACUACGACUCCGGUGACAAAAUCUACAUGUUCGGCUUCAGUCGUGGCGCGUUCACCGCCAAGUUCCUCGCCCGCAUGAUCCACACCGUCGGCCUGCUGUGCAAGGGUAACGAAGAGAUGGUGCCCUUUGCCUACCGCCUAUACCAGCGCUAUCUCGCGGGCGAAAUCGAAGACCACGACCAGCAGUCGGCGCGCCGCCGGUGGAGGCGCCGCUUCGGAAUGGACAACGACGACGAGGGGGCAGCCAGCGACGACGAGGGCCAACCCUUCCUCCGGGACGACGACACCGCGAGAUUGAUGCACGGACGACAAUACGAGGUCCUAUGCAAGAACGGGCGGGUCAAGGAGCGCAACAUCAAGGUGUACUUCCUCGGCGUGUGGGACUGCGUCAACUCCAUCUCCGUAUUCGAGCCCCGCACGCCCGUCCCCGUACCCAUCAAGGGCACCGCCACCUACGUCCGGCACGCCGUGGCCGUGGACGAGCGGCGCGUCAAGUUCAAGCCCGCGCUGCUGGCGCAGGACAUACGCGCCCUCACGCGCGACCACGAAAAGGAGGACAUCAAGGAGGUGUGGUUCCCCGGGUGCCACGGCGACGUCGGGGGCGGCUGGCCCGCCGAGUACCCCGAGGACGAGAACAAGCCGCGCCCGACGUGGUGGCAGCGCGUCAAGGGCGUGGGCAAGCGCAUCCGCGGCUUCUGGCGCACGAGCAGGGCCAAGGAGGCGACCAAGGCCAAGAAUAUCCUCACGGAUCCGUUCCAGAUGAGCGAUAUACCGCUGGCGUGGAUGAUUCGCGAGGUCGAGUCGGCGCGUUUUAAGCAGAGGAGGCAGCAGGCGCUGGAUGGGGAUAUGCAUGAUGCGCUGAAGUUUGGUCGAGGCACGGGUUUCUUUACCGUGCUGCUGUGGAAGUUCAUGGUAUACCGGUUGAAGAAGUACGACAACUACACGCCGCAAAACAACCACGGAGGGAAGUUACCUCCAUGUCUCAAGAACGACGGAAUCAUUCCGGAGUUGGAGCCCAUCGUCGAUCAAGACUGGAGGUUCGCGGACAUAGACCACCAAACGUACCGGUUCAAGAAGGUGGUGGACGACCCGGACCAGCUCGUGGAGCCGGCGGUCGUGACGCAGGAGCAGGAAAAUGGCGCGGUCAAGGCGAAGAUUCUCUGA